Messenger RNA from Stegastes partitus (bicolor damselfish), 1836 nucleotides. Its product is annotated as solute carrier family 23 member 1-like. The record is from RefSeq and is a predicted model, not a curated record. Gene Ontology annotation, biological process: transmembrane transport. Gene Ontology annotation, molecular function: transmembrane transporter activity. Lineage: Eukaryota; Metazoa; Chordata; Actinopteri; Pomacentridae. Bases 1 to 1836 code for a protein of 611 amino acids. Gene Ontology annotation, cellular component: membrane. The transcript is spliced from 12 exons.
AUGGCGGCAGAGAGGAAAAACAGUGGGCUCGACAAUGUUGCAUUUGAUAUGCAAGUCCAAAGAGAGGCGGGUAAGACUUGUGAGAGCAGUCGUGUAGCAGCGAAAGACGACAGAAAUAAGCCCGACUAUUGCGUGACUGAUGUCCCCCAGUGGUACCUUUGUGUUUUCCUGGCCCUUCAGCAUUACCUGACAGCGUUUGGUGGAAUCCUCUCCAUCCCUCUAAUUCUUUCUGAGGGGUUGUGUCUGCAGCAUGACAGCCUGACUCAGGGUCGCCUCAUUAACACCAUUUUCUUCGUCUCCGGCCUGUGCACCCUCCUGCAGAUCACCUUCGGUGUCCGGCUCCCCAUUUUACAGGGUGGUACAUUUUCCGUGUUGACCCCUGCCAUGGCCAUGCUGUCCAUGCAAGAAUUCAAGUGCCCAGCUUGGACCCAGAACGCCACUCUGGUCAACACCUCAUCCCCUGAAUUCAUAGAAGUGUGGCAGACCCGCAUGAGAACACUGCAGGGCUCUAUCAUGGUGGCCUCCGUCCUGCAGAUCCUGGUUGGUUUCUCCGGCCUCCUCGGUUUCCUCAUGCGCUUCAUUGGCCCCUUAACCAUCGCCCCCACAGUCUCUCUCAUAGGCCUGUCACUGUACGACACAGCCGGACAGAAGCUGGGCAGCCACUGGGGCAUCUCUGCUUUGACCACAGCGCUGAUCAUCCUGUUCUCUCAGUACCUCUGUCGCGUACCAGUUCCUGUUCUUGCAUACAACAAAACCAAGAAACUGCACUUUGUAAUGUUCUACCUCUUCCGGACUGUGCCUAUCCUGCUUGGCAUUACGCUCCCAUGGUUACUCUGCUACCUCCUCACCAUCUACGAUGUCCUACCAUCUGAUUCAACCCAAUAUGGCUACCUGGCCCGCACUGACGUGAACGGAGAUGCCCUGAGCGAGGCUUCAUGGUUCAUGGUUCCUUAUCCUGGUCAGUGGGGGAUGCCGACUGUCAGCUUGGCAGGUGUGUUUGGCAUUAUGGCUGGAAUAAUAUGCUCCAUGAUAGAGUCUGUGGGCGACUACUACACAUGUGCCAAGCUGUCGGGGGCGCCUCGCCCCCCCAAGCACGCCAUCAACCGGGGCAUCGGCGUGGAAGGUAUCGGCUCUUUGCUGGCGGGGGCCUUUGGAACAGGAAAUGGCACUACUUCUUUUUCCGAGAAUAUAGCAGCGCUCGCUAUAACUAAAGUGGGUAGUCGGACAGUGAUUUUCCUAACUGGAUUGCUCAUGAUUUUGAUUGGGAUGCUGGGCAAAAUUGGAGCCAUCUUCACAACCAUCCCCACCCCUGUGCUCGGAGGGAUGUUCGUGGUCAUGUUUGGAGUCAUAUCUGCUGCUGGAAUUUCCAAUCUGCAGUACGUUGACAUGAAUUCAUCUCGGAAUGUCUUCGUUUUCGGGUUCUCCAUGUUUUCCGCACUCGUCAUUCCAAACUGGAUCGUAAAGAAUCCUGGUUAUCUCGAAACAGGAGUCAAAGAGGUGGACCAAGUUUUGACCGUAUUGUUGACCACCAAUAUGUUUGUAGGAGGGUUUUUGGGCUUCUUCUUAGAUAACACAAUUCCUGGGACCAAACGUGAACGUGGCCUCCUAGCCAUGGAGACGCUACACCUUGAGAGCUCGAACAGCGACUUGGGAACUGAGGAGGUGUAUGGCCUCCCCCUUGGCAUAACUUCUUGCCUUCGAUCCCAGUCUUGGGUUCGUUACAUCCCUUUCUGCCCGUGGGAGGGUCAGAAAAGUCAGUCUGAGGAAGACAUCAAGCCAGAGAGCCAGUGGAAUAAAGACAAACCCGAACGUAUCAUUAAUGAAAUUGCUCUAUAA